UACGCUCAGAAAUAUCGGCUCAUUGUUAGUUAGGCAAAGAGCCAUGAAAGUCAGUUAUUUGUGAUGAAUUGUGUACGCUCAGAAAUAUCGGCUCAUUGCUAGUUGAACAGCGAACCAGGAGAGUCGGUUAUUUGUGAUGUCGGUUAUUUAUGAUGACUUAUCUACACCUACAGAUAUCGGCUCAUUGUUAGUUAAACAGCGAAUCAGGAAGGUUGUCUAUUCAUGGCGAUUUGUCAUCACCUACAUAUAUCGGUUCACUGUGUUGGCUGAAUAAGAAAAGUGUAGAUUCUGACUUUAUAUACAGAUAACGCCGUACCGUGUAAACUGAAGAAGAGAUUUGGGGAAUCAGUUCUAUUUCGCUCACAGAAAACGGUGGCGAUGUUAGUCGAAUAAGAAAUGAAGUGAUGAACCCUGUUAUGACGACCGCUUAUUGCGUAGAAAAUAAGUAGACGGCCGCUUGUACGAAUCUAUCGGUAAAACUGUGGUGGCUUGGAAAGCAGUCAGAACAUUUGAGCCGAUGAUUUUAAUUGACGCUUUAUGAUGUGGGGAUAAGCAGGUCUUUGAGCAUAGUUUUCUACCGUUAAUAAACAGUGGUUUUAUCUUAUUGUCAGGAAAAAGUCAACACUUCAAGUGUAAUUCGUCUCUGGAAAUACUCAUUAAAAUAAUGUGUGGAUUAACACGUAAAUCAAUGUGAUUCGUGGAAGUUAUUUAAUCAAUGAUCUCGUGGGAUUAACACUCUCAAUUAGUAAACAGCUCUUUAAGUGACUCGCAAUCCACCUUAGAUUUUAGGAUAUUUUGAUAAUUACAAUUGUUAGGAAGUGAUGUUUGUAGUAUCGGUGGAAUAAUUUGAGAUGUUUUACAGGAGAAGAAAUUUGUCAAUACAUGUUGAUGGCUCUGAAAUGACCGUGUAAGAAGUGGAUACUAUAGACAUACAUUAUCGUUAGAACUAUAAACAAUUCGACAUGCCGAGCACAAAAAUAUCGGUAGCAAGUGUCGGAAUGAUUAAUUCUGAGGAAUCUUCCAAAGUACACUGGGAAUCUGAUUUCAGCACGGAAAAGGUGACAGCAGAAGAUGCUAAACGUUCGAAUUGUCUAGUAUCGGCUUUACGUCCAUUGCUCCUGUCAAUGUCGUUGGUGGGUUUGUUUGAUAUUUGGAAAAUUCAAGAAUACGGAAAUGAAAAAUCAGGAAGCAGAAGAGCUUUUUUCAAGGUAUACCGAUUAGGGAUACUUGGUAUAUUGACUUUUAAUUGUAUCCGAUUUUUUCUGGCAUAUCAAUCCUUUGAAUUUGGAUCCGAGCUACUUUCAUCCAUUCUAUUACACGCUUGGUUUAUUCUUUGUCUCAGUUACGCUUUAACAUGCUACAAAAUGGUUGAAAAUCCUACAAAUCUUGUUCGCUUUUUCAACCUUUGGCGGAAGUAUUGGAAUUUGAUAAAAAGCGCGCAGAAUGAAUCCAGUGCCGAGCAAGCAUGUUCCUGGCGUCGAGUCCGAAAAUAUGCGAUCGUUUCCACGGUCAUUGGAUGGUCUACAGUUCUCGGAAAUAUAGGAUUUUGCAGUUACACCGUGAUAACCGGGACAGCCUUUAAAAACAUACUAGAACCAUUUCCAAGGACACAUGAUCUUUUCCCGGUAAUUGCAGCAUUAUUCCAUGUCAUUAUUGUAUGCCUUUCUUGUGCAUGGCCAUUUGCUACAAUAUUGAUGAUUGUGCUAGCCUUAUCAAUGUAUCAAGAAUUUAAACAUUUCGCCGAAAGACUGGAGAAAGUCACGCAAAAGUAAACAGGUUUCAGAAGUGCAGGAAAAUCUAGAAUCCAUGAGGAAGCAGCAUAACGCCCUCUGUAAUAUGUUAGAUAUUGGGGAUGACGUCUUAAAACAUCAAGUCGGUCUUUGUCUGGUCCUAAAUGUCUUCAUUACGCUCAUACUUAUAUACAACAUUUGCUGGUAUGAAGCGGUUCGAAAGGAUAUUGGAACACUCGUCAGUCACAUCUUCUGGCUCUCUGGUUCAGGCACCAUGUUAAUUUCCCUGAUGGCGGUCUGUUGUAUGGUAAACAUUCAGGCGCACGAACCUGCAAAAUUCAUACACAACCUUUCCAUGAAAGACGUUACGGCUGAAUUUGCAUUGCAGGUUACUGUAUUCCUACACCGACUGAACGGACCACCCCUUGGUCUUACGGCUUGGUCCCUGUUUGUGGUAGACAAUCAAGUUGUUGUCAGUGUCGCUGGAAUGAUUGCAACCUAUUUCGUUGUACUGCUACAGUUUCAACAGGCAUCGACUACACCGAAUACCGCUGGGAAUACCACAUUAACGUAGAAUUGUGAUGGAGCAUAUUACAAAAUAUUAACUACCAAAUAUAUCAGUUUGAGUUCCGAAAUAACUAAAAUGUCAACAACAUGUCGCAAAAAUAACAAAGAACUCAAAUUGACAAUGAGAAUGGCACAGUUUUGUUUAAUGAAACCAAAUUACGUAGCGAAAAGGUAAUGCUCUUCUCAAAAUGACUGGGGAUUCCACAGUUGUUUUUAAUGAUCGAAAAGUAUAUAAAAAACCCCGUAUUUAUACUAAACUUUAUUCGGUAGUUUUAGAAGGAAUUUAAAUACUCAAAAUAAGAAAUAAAAUACCUCUGUUAACUACACUGAUGCCAGACGAAAUACGCUAUCUACCAUGGUAGUUAUGAUUACAUUACAUUGUUUUGUAAACCAAAACAUUGAACGAAAUAUUGAUAUUUUAUUGCUUUUUUGCCUUUGAAAUAAAAAAAUUUAUCAAAUUGAUGAAACCUUAUUUUCACUGCAUCGAUGGGCAGUAAAAUUUGUGAGAUUUUUGUAGCGAAAAUAUAAGGUUUUCGUUUUUGACCAAUCAGAGUGAACCUUUGUAUUCAUCUCAUUGAAACAUGCCGAUUUUUCCAAUCUAAGUGAAGAUAGAUAAAUUGAUUAUUUUGCUGUAUUUCUGAAAUAUUCAGACUAGUUUUUGACAAAAUGCUCACUUGAUGUUACCUAUUCAUACAAAGAUUCUCCGAUGACAGCUGAAAGGCUACAAUUGCGUUGAUCAAUCCUUUCAAAAUGGCGCCGUCAAGUUGACGUGGAGUAACGUCAUCCAAGAAAUGACGUCAUGAAUUUCCUACACUUCUUGACACUUUAACUUUUUCGGUGUUAUAAAUUUUGUUUUUAAGUAUAUAAAAUGCGAUAAGAAGAAACUCGUAUGACAGAAUAUUCCGAUAUUCUAUCAUAUUUGUGAAAUAUAUGUUAUAUUAAAUGGGAAACCUGUCAAUAUCCUCCAUGUACUUACAUGAUUGUGGAAGUUCCACAUUUGUCUAAGAAGACGGCCAAAACAACCAAAACAAGGGUUAGUACAGAAUCAGAUGUUUUCGGUCAUGAUAAAGAACUAAACAACUAAGUAUCUAACAAUAUCACAAAAUAAAAAGUUACAAUUAAAUACUUGGUUGAUUUAAACAUGUCAACAAAUAAAGCCCAUUAACUCACGAAUCCCUUGUUUUUGAAGCUCCAUCUUUUACCUACUUGUUACUAAUUAUCAUCUAUUAAACUCUAGUAAAAAGCUCUGGUAUUCACCUUCGAUUCCUUCACCAAGAUUUCUACCAACCAGCACUGUGUUGAACCACUGCUGUGUGUUAUGCUACCUGUCGUUCCGGACUGUCCGUCUUCCACUUUGUUUAUUAGUCUCGACGUCAGGUCGACGUUUGUAAGUAAUAUACACCUAGGAGGUUUAGAAGCGUUCUAAAGAUCCUGAUUUUAUAAUAGGUGGCGCCAGUUUCCCUUUCGCGAGAGUAUAAAAGGCGGCGGUCGAAACUAGACAGGGUUCAUUUCUUCAUCUGACACGGACGCGUUAAGGCCGUACAAAAAGGUAAUAGUAAAGAUAUAGACGUGCCCGAACAAGGCUUCCCUAUAUCAAAGUACUGUAUUGUGUAUUUAAUAACUUACGGUAGAGUACGGAGGUAGAUGUGCCUGAGUAAGGCUUCCCUUCUCCGUUGGGACUCUAGUUAGUCUAUGUGAUCGGUACAUCACAUAAGUUGUAAGUUUAUCAAUAUCAAUAGCCUUGGGUCUGCUCGUGGUUUAUAAGAAAGUGUCUGAGAGCACAGAGUGUGGUACGUUCAUGCCUAACGUUAAUUAUAUGCUAGGGAGUGCUCAGUAAGAAGUGAGUACUCAGUGAGUGCUCAGUAUUUUGAGUGCACGGUAGCAGUGAGUACUCAGUGAAGUGAGCGCUCGGUAAAAGUGAGCACUCAGUCAAAGUGAGUGCUCACUCGGUCAAUGAGUGUUGAAACUCUCUUACCCUCAUAGUAAUUAUCGUUGUAUAAUGUGAUAUUGCCCUGAAUAAACCCCAGAUAGGGAAGGUUCAUUUUGGUCAGGGAGCACUCAUUAUUUCAUGUAGAAUAUCAUUCUGUUCUGUUAAUAUAAAUAGCUCUCUGUUUAGGUAUAUUUGUAUUUAUACUGUAGGAUUACUCAGAGGAACUGAGCAAUCAUUGUGCUAUAUUUCAACUGUAUAGCUAGUUGGUACUUGAUGUAUAUUACAUAAACACAGCCGGGUCAGCUGUAUAUUUCUGUAUAUAUUUGCACUGAGGACUCGAGUAAAACUAAUUAUAUGUUAGACAAUAUGGAUCAUCAGUAGUGACUGAUACGGACCCUGUAAACGUCACAGCACCUGAAGAAAGUUGGACUGUUCUGUCCCGUUUUCUAUAGAGCUCUAUCAGAAUACUCCGGUAUCUUCCCUCGAUUCCUUCAACCAGACAUCUACCAAACAGCACCUACAGAAAGUUGGACUCCUCUGCCCCGUUUUCUAUGGAGCUCUACUAGAAUACUUCGGUAUCCACCCUGGAUUCCUUCAUUAAGUACAUACAGGACGUUGGCCGUCUUCUCAUCUCUGUGUUGUUUUCACUUUGUAAACAUACAUAUCUUAUUUUUAAUAAGCGGUUUUCUUAUUUUAGCGUUUUUAAAAGGAACAAAAAUCAUUAUAGCUCUAAAUGCAUUAUGUACAUGUAUAUACCAUAUUCUACUCGUCAUUGAGCUUAUCUAUGUUUAAAUCCCCCUUUUUGCGCUUGAUCCUGAGUGAGCCAACAUACAUACCUUGAUGUGAUAAAUUAAACAACAUCACUAUGUAUGAUUUAUAAAAUUGACAAUUCUUACAAGCUCAGUAAGUGUUCGACAGCGUAAUGAAGAUUUUGUAUAUUGGGCUGCUAUGAAAAGGUACACAGCUACAUUUUUUUUUAAAUUUAAAAUUCGUUUUUGAUAGUGAAAUCUUCCAAAUUGAAGAAUGAUUUCUUUUUGAUUAAAACAGUUUGCUUAUUA
This is a messenger RNA of Pecten maximus, 5285 nucleotides long. RefSeq lists its product as uncharacterized. Lineage: Eukaryota; Metazoa; Mollusca; Bivalvia; Pectinida; Pectinidae. Gene Ontology annotation, cellular component: membrane. The coding region runs from base 1807 to 2304 and encodes 165 amino acids. The transcript is spliced from 4 exons. Gene Ontology annotation, biological process: sensory perception of taste. The record is from RefSeq and is a predicted model, not a curated record.